Molecule: messenger RNA, 345 nt
Organism: Fraxinus pennsylvanica
Lineage: Eukaryota; Viridiplantae; Streptophyta; Magnoliopsida; Lamiales; Oleaceae
Source: the annotation of a GenBank genome assembly
AUGGACUCACCUCUGACUUCAUUUUCGAGGCGAUUGAGCUCCAACUUCACAGGAUCCGACCCGUGUAGCAGAUUUAAGAACUCAUCUGCAUCUAAACUCGGUCGGACCGCCGCCCUCCGCCGCGACGAGCUCUUGCCUCCGUCCCUAAAUGACGCGGACAUCGUUAAGGGGGUCGCCUGUGGAGCCUCACUAGGCCGCUCAUUGUCGUUUGCCUCGCCGAAACUCAGCUCCGGCGUCAAGCUAAAACUUCCCUCGCCGGAAACUUCCUCCAUGUCCGAUCUAUACGCUUUUUCUUUCGCACAUCAAAUACACAAAACGCCCAAUUUUAUUAUUCCUCCGGUAUAA